AUGUCGCCGAAGCUGAAGAAUUUUCAUCUUCUCUCUGCCUUCUUGUUCUCACUCUUCCAAUUAUUCUUCUUUCUUUCUCUCUCUAACCCAGAAACCACCGCCUUGCUGGCAUUCAAAGCCUCCACCGACCCCUUCAAUUCGCUCUCCUCCUGGAUGGCCUCACCCGACCCGUGCUCCGGCUCCUGGCUCGGCGUCACAUGCGACCCGGAGACCCGCCGGGUCACCCGAAUCGUGCUCGAGAACCUCAACCUGACCGGGGCGGCUGAGCAACUCAGCCAACUCGACCACCUGAAAGUCCUGAGCCUCAACCACAACCUGCUCUCCACCUCCCUCGACUUCUCGUCUUUGCCCCACCUCAACCACCUCUACCUCUCCCACAACCGCUUCGCCGGAAGCUUCCCCGCCGGAAUCUCCCGCCUCCGCAAUCUCCGUCGACUCGACCUCUCGUACAAUCAGUUCUCCGGCGACAUUCCGUUGACCAAGUUGACUCAGCUGCCUCGCCUGCUAACUCUCCGUCUCGAGUCCAACUCGUUCACCGGGACUCUCGGCUCAGCGGACUUGGAUACCGGUACGAUUUCGGACUUCAAUAUUUCGCACAACAACCUCUCGGGCGAAAUCCCUGCGUGGCUGUCCAAAUUCGCGGCGACGUCGUUUGCCGGAAACGGGAAUCUCUGCGGCAAACCCUUGCCGUACGAAUGCUCCAAUCGGACGGUCCCUGACUCGUCCGUACCAUCCAGGGACUUGGGUCGGAAAAACGACAGCGUUUUGAGUAACGCUGCGCAGCUCACGAUCAUUAUCGUCGGCGUAGCUGUUGCGUUGUUAGUGAUAGUCGUGACCGCCACGUGGUGUCGGCGCACUAAGAGAGUGGAGGGCGGGACCCGCAACAAGACAACCAACGAAUUCAGUUACGUGAGCAAGCACUACGGGCCAGGAGAAUUGAAGAAGAAGAAGAGCAAAGGUGGAGCCCAUUUGGCCCAGUCUAACGGGCACGGGCCUGGUGGUGGGCCCAGAGAAAGCGAAGAUAUGGUGGUGCUGGAAGGAUGCAGGGGCGUCGAUAAGGUGGGUGAUCUGUUGAAGGCGUCGGCGGAGAUGUUGGGGAAGGGCAGCGUGGGGACCACUUUCAAGGUUGCGAUGGACGGUGGAGAUGUAGUUGUGGUGAAGAGAGUGAGGGAGAAGAGAAAUGGCGGGAAAGAAAUGGAUGGGUUUUUGAGACAGAUUGGUGGGCUGAGGCACUGUAACAUUGUGAGCCUUCGAGCGUACCACAAUUCCAACUAUGAGUUGCUUUUGGUCUACGAUUUCAUGCCCAAAGGAAGCUUGCAUUUUGUGUUGCAUGGAAACAGAGGACCUGGAAGAACACCAUUGGAUUGGGCUACAAGGUUGAAAUUAGCUUCUGGGUCUGCGCAAGGACUGGCUUUCCUCCAUGGCUGCAACAAGGCCAAGCUCUAUCAUGGAAACCUCACUUCAUCAAACAUCUUGGUGGAUCAGAUGGGCAGCGCUUGCAUUGCAGACAUUGGCCUCCAGCAGCUCUUGCCUGCUCCAUUUUCAUCAAACAGCGCUUACAAAGCCCCUGAAUUGAUGCUUCCCAGCAGUAAAAGCCCAAGAAAGUUUACACAAAAGUGUGAUGUUUAUAGCUUUGGGGUGGUUCUGAUGGAGAUUUUGACUGGAAAAACGGCUGGUGAAGAAGGAGAGAUGAGCUUGGUGGAGUGGGUUAGGAUGGUGGUGCAGAAAGAGUGCAGUACAUGGGAAGUGCUGGAUUUUGAGCUUCUGGGAGACAAAGAAAUGGAGGAGGAAAUGUGGGCUCUUUUGCAGUUGGGUUUGCUGUGUGUGUCUCCAUUGCCUAAAGAUCGUCCAACAAUGGGCAUGGUGCAUCGGAUGAUUGAGGACAUUAGGCAAAAGGGUGUUAGAGAAGAUGGGGCAAAGUCUAUUUUAGAUGACCUUACUUCUGAUUCUUCACCUUCCCAUUCAGAAAGCACUCCCUGA
Messenger RNA from Prunus armeniaca (apricot), 1980 nucleotides. The record is from the annotation of a GenBank genome assembly. Lineage: Eukaryota; Viridiplantae; Streptophyta; Magnoliopsida; Rosales; Rosaceae.